GCCAACACACUGCGCCGCCAUCUUGUCAAGGUACCUUAACGCACUCAUUGAUACGAUUCAAUAACUUUAUAUUUUCCGGUACUUAAGUAUUUUAUAUUUGUUGAUUUAUUAACUAGAAAAAUAGGUUAUAUUGUUUCAUAUUUAUAAAUCAAUUAUUCAUUUUUUAAAAUAUUAUUUUAGGAAAAUUCUCAAAGGCAAACUACGACGAGUGGUAACGAGGACCACCCAAAUUACUUCCUUGCUUGAAGUUUUGAUUGUGGCUUGUCCGAUUAUCGUGUCUAGACUUGUUCAGUCGACACUUUUCAAUGUGUAUGUAUAUCAGUAAUAUUUUGUUUGAUUUAAGAAAGUUAAGACGUAGCUUAACCAUGAUUGUAAUUUUACCUAUGAUUCUAGGCACUUUGGUAAAGAAAGGGAGACCUUCCAAAAUUUGAUAUUAGCUAGGCUCAGUAGACUAUUUGAGUAGAAUCCUAGUUUUUAAUUUAUGUAUGGACAUGCUGCGUUCUCAUUGAUGAAAGGAUAUUUUGUCAUAAAACUGUCGUAUUCAUUCAUACGUUAACAGUAGUAGUCGUAGUGAACAUCUAGCCUAGAUACUUUGGUCAAAAAUGUAAACAUUUUUUAAAAAUAAACCAAUGGCACAGUUGAAUAGAGCUAAUUUUAAACAGAAUUAUAACACCAAAAUCAUAUUUUUAACUGUUGUAGUUUUAAAGUUAUGAAUUUUUAAAGUACGACUUGGUUUGUCAUUUUUUAACAUGGACUGCAUCUCCACAUUCUGUGACCUCAUUCCACUGAUCGCGUCAUGCGCAAUGACUAUAUAGUUUAUAUAAGGCAACGCAUUCCCUAUCACUAAAAUACUGUUUAGGGUCGACUUAUUUUAAACUUUCAACUUUGGCACAUGAAUAAUUAAUAAAAGCUUUCCCUGACCAAUGGUUUAAUAGCUUUUGCACACGGCAAACUCUUAUGAAUGAAACUCUGAGAUAGUACUACGACGUAGCCGUUAUGCAAGUGGCUGUGAAUGGUUGCCAAUGACAACGUGUUGCACAGGGAAAAUUCUGAUCAUUUAUAAUAUGGACUCUGCAGGGUUUUUAAAGCUCAAAUUAAAACAUUUCCAGUUUAAAUGUCUUCAAAAUGCAUUCUGAAACACAAAAUAUAAAAUAUUUUGAUGUAUAUAGUGGUAAUAAUUAAAUAUUUCCUAAGUAUCGGCAACUUCCGCCAUUAAAAAGGGGGCGUGGCCCACGCCAUGUCGAAAUUAGGCUGAGCCACCUUAUGGUGAUAUGGGUCACUGUGACAAGUGUAACAAACGUGAGACACGACCUACAUCAAUGAAACUUGGCACAGAUAUAGAUCAAUAUCUAAUGCUCAUACAGAUUUAAUCAAAAAGGACCUUAUCUUAUUAUUUCACAAAAAAUUUUGUAUGCGAAGAUGCCUUAUAUAUACCAAAGAUUUUCAAAAUAAAGGUCGAUUGAAAAAAGCAAAAUAGCUGGCUAGAAAUGUAGGCCAAGAUGUCUUCCAAAUUAUAAGGCCGGAAACGGGACUCAAAUAUAUGUGGAAAUAACUAAUUUAAUAAUAAAUAGACACACACAUCGGAAAAUUAAAAACUCGGAUUUUUCGGCGCCGACAGCCAUUUCCGAUACAAAAAAAAUAGUAGUCUCCCUUGUUUCAUCGAAGUAUCUAAUCUAGGCCUAAAUUUCCAGCGUAAUCUUUUUCUUUUCAAAUCACCCCAAAAUUCAAUAUUUUUAGUAUUAGAAAUUCCAAGGUAAAUUUUAAAGGGCAUCUUUCCCUACAAUGUAGGUGCUUUGGUUGGUAAAAAUGUUGUAAAAAAUAAACCAAUGGCAUAGUUGAAUAGAGCUAUUUUUUUUAACAGCAUUAUAACACCGAAAUCCUAUUUGUAGCUGUUGUAGUUUUAAACCGUAUGAAUUUUUCAAGUACGACUGCAUUUGUCACUUUUUUAACAUGGACCGCAUCUCCACAUUCUGUGACCCAAUUCCGCUGUUCGUGUCAUGAGCUAUAUAACUCGUUUUAAUGAUAAUUUUAUAUAUAACUGUUAUUUUCAGAACUAAUGGUGUAUUAAAAAAUAAUUUUAAUAAUGUUAUACAAUUAUUCAAUUAUAAAGUGCAGCUUAUCUAACAGUGCACAAAUUAUAUCAGUAAAAUGUAUUAAUAUAUGGCUUUUCUGUUUACCAAAUCUAUUGCAUUAUGUCUUCCAUUAUACCGGUUUAUGCUAUAUGAAUAUGAUCUAUAAAAGCAAUUCAUCCCCUUAUUACUUAUAACUUGCAUACUUUUUGGGAACUACUUAUUUUGAAAUUUUAACUUCGGCACAUGACUAAUUAAUUAAGGCUGUGGCUAUUGGUAGUAAACUACCAGUAGCUUCUAAGCGGCUAUUGGUUGUUUACUAUAAAAAAAACCACCAAUUGGUGAUAGAUUGAUAUAGUGCAAUAAUUAUUGGUAGUCACAAUUUAUUUUUGAUUACAACACUGAAAUCAACCUAAAGUAUGUAUGUUGCCAAAAAAAACAUGUGCCAACAUUUUGUAUUGUUUUCGUCUAGUCUCAUAAAUUCACUCCAAUCGGGUUUUCUAAACAUAAUACACUCGUUUUUAUUUCUUUGUGUAUAGUUUAUUUUAUUUAUGUUUUCAUCAAAAUUAUGUGCAGUUUAAAACAUUGAUUCUGCAUACUCUACAUAGCAUUAAAAGUAAACGGUGAUUCCUAAACAUUAAUUGAUUAAUUUGUGUUUUAGUUGCAUAGUAUACCGAAUGAAAUUGUUUAUUUGUACAUAAAUAUAUCGAUGCCUUUAUAACUUAAUGAGGGCUCAUUUAUGUAAAUAACACUCAGUAGACAUUUCUCCCAACAACAGAAAAUCAAAAGCAGAGGGGGAGGUGUGAGGGAGGUUUUGGUUCAAGUGACCAUGUUCCUAAAAAUGAUUGACUUAAGCUUACUUUAUCAUCCUUAAGGCUUAAGGAUGAUAAAAUAAGCUUAGGCCAAUCAUUGUUAAGUUAAGCCUAAUCACGUUAUUAUACAUUUUCAUUUAACUAAUGUAAAAAAGAUUUUGAUUUUAAUAUGCACACUUUGUAUGCAGUAAAACUUAUGGUAUUUAUUUAGGCCAGUAUUUUAAUUUAUAAUUUUAAUCAUAAUAAUUAUCACACAUACAAUUUUUACAGCUGGAUUUUAUUUUUACUGCACAUCUUACUUUGGCCUUGGCAAAGAAGAAGCUGGGUUAAAAAAAUUCCGACUAUGAUUCCCCUCAGUAUCAUACAUCUAUCUAAGAUCUAUAAUAGGUCUAUAUUAUAAAUUAUAUAGCAAUAUAGCCAAAUCUGAGCAUGGGGAAGGCUGCAGCAGAUAGUGUUAAAACUUUAAAACAGUACUGUAGAUUUAUAGUUAGUGCUGAGGUGUUGUCACUAGUACAAACUAGUAAUAAUUGAACGGCGCAAAACUUCGCCAGCCUUAUUGGAAGCGGGUAAUUAAAGCUCAGAUUUUUGUUUGAUUUGAUUGGCUGGACUACCAAUAGCUCUCAAGAAGCUAUUGGUAGUUUACUACAAAUAGCUCCCUGCCCUAACUAGAAUAGGUAGUAAACUACCAAUAGACUCUUUCUUAAUUAAAGAUUUCCCUGACCUGGUUUAAUAAUUUUUGCACACUGCAAACUUUUAUGAAUGAAAAUUCUGAGAUAGUACAGUAUAGCCGUUAUGCAGGCAACUGAAUGGCUUGCCAUGGCCAUGACAUUUUGCUCACUGCAAAUUAUGAUCAUUUAUAAUAUGGACUCUACCGAGUUUUUUAACUUCAAAUUAAAAUAUUAUUCUUUCAAUAACAUUUAAGUUCAUUCUAAAACAUCAGUUAUCUAAUAUUUUGAUGUACAUACUGUACAUGUGGUAAUAAUGAAAUAUUUUCUAAGUAUCGGUAUCUUCCGCCCAUGCCAUGUCGAAAUUAGGCUGAGCGACAUUAAGCGUAAACGAACUUUGGACACGACCUACAUCAAUGAGAAUUGGCACAUGUACACAUCAAUAUACAAUGCUUUUCACUUUUUAAUAUGAAAGACCUUUUCUUUGAAUUUCACAAAACAAUUUGUAUGCGAAGAUGCCUUAUAUAUACCAAAAAUGUUCAAAAUAAAGGUAGAUUGAAAAAGCAAAAUAGCUGGAUGGAAAAGUAGGCCAACAUGUCUUCCAAAAUGAAAAUGUGGAGCGGAACUCUAUUACAUGUCAAAAGGACUCAUUUAUUAAUGAAUUGACACUCGCAUUAAAAAAUUAAAAAGUCAGAUUUUACUGCGCCGACGCCCAUUUACGAUACAAAUUUUUAAAUGGUCUCUUGCUUUACCGAAGUGCCUACUACAAUGCCUACAAAAUUUUUGAAGAAGUUCAAAACAUUUGUCUGUGUCUUUCAUAUUUAAUCUUCCUGUGCAUGAUAAAUUGACGUGUGUGCCAAUUCUCAUUGAUCUAGGACAUGUUAGCCAUUAAUUUAAUUAUACUCAUCCAAGUAACCUGCAUUAUCAUUAGGUCACUCAGCCCAAUUUUGACCAUGCCUCCUUUUUACUUACGUAAGAUGUCAAUACUAAUGAAAUAUUGGUUACAGAAAUAUUCAAUUAUUACCAUUGUUACAUCAAAAUAUUUGAUAGUUUUUGAAUUUAGAAAGGAGUUAAACAAAUAUAUUUUAAUUUGAGAUUUAAAAACCCAGACCAUGCAUAGCAUUAUAAAUUUUCAUAAUUUGCUGUGUGCAAAACGUCAUGGGCAACCGUUCACUCACUAUGUACUAUACAACAUUAUUAUAACUCAUAGUUUCAUUCAUAAGAGACAGCUAUGUCAUGUGCAAAAACUAUUAAACCAUUGGUCAAGGAAAGCUUUAGUUAAUUAGCCAUGUGCCAAGUUGAAAGUUCAAAAUAAGUACCGUAGUUUCUAAACAGUAUUUUAGUAAUAAGGGGAUGUGUUGCCUUAUAUAAACUAAAUAGUCAUUACGCAUGACACAAUCAGCGGAAUGAGGUCACAAAAUGUUGAGGCUUCAUCCAUAGUAGAAAAUACCAGACAAACUCGCACUUUAUAAAAAUUCGUAGCUCAAAAAGUAUUAAUUAAAUCUAUAAAGUUGAUUCUGGUUUCAUUUUUUAAUUUGAAAUUUGACCUAAAUAACUGUAAUAUUUAAAAAUAUUAUUUUGAAUUUUUUUUUUUACUGAAGGACCUAGUCAUGUUCAAAAGUAGAAAGUUCAAAAUUAGUAGUCCCAAACCAGUAUUAUUUUUAGGGGGAUGUUUUGCCUUACAUAGUCUAUAUAUAUAUAAAAUAUAUAUAAUGGAUGCCUUUGAAGUUUGUUCUUCACCUAGGGUUGUCAUCCAUCCCGAUAUAUCAGGACCGUUAUGGACCUUCUUGUAAUCAUAUUAAAUACAUUUUUUACUUAUUUUCUACACCCCCAUCUCAGAGUCUCCGGCGUAGUCCCAGCUAGAUUUGGCAACCCUAUCUUCACCGCUAUUUAAAUUAAUUUUUUUUACUUAUACCUACAUUAUUAUAUCAAUCAUCCACAUAAGAUAAUAAAUUACUGAUUGGUAUUAUUAAUAACCUAACCUAUUUUCAGCCACAAUGUCACGUUACAGCAGAGCACCAAAUGACUGCAAAGUUUAUAUUGGAGACCUGCCUAAAGAUGCUUCAGAGAAAGAGCUGGAGCGAGCGUUUAGUUAUUUCGGUCGCUUAAGAAAUGUUUGGGUGGCUAGAAACCCUCCAGGCUUUGCAUUUGUUGAAUUUGAAGAUUACAGAGAUGCUGAAGAUUCAGUGAAAGAAAUGGAUGGAACGUAAGACUGAUGAUAUCAAUAUAGUUUUUAGAAAUCAAUAACUUUUUUAAAAUUUCAAAAGCUUAACCCAUCAUACCAUAUAAUCUCGCCUCCCCGCGCAAUGUUAGAAUGUUGCUAAAUUGUAUAUAUACAAGGGAGCUUUUUGUAAAAUAUUUCAUUCAAUGUACUGAUUGAGUGAGGAUAAUGGGCUAAACACAACACACACACCCCAAUUUUGCUUAUACUGAUGCCCAAGAGAAGUUGAGUAUCUGUACUCCUGGUUUACAGAAAUUCGAAUCUAAAAAUGUACACUAAAAAUGCAUUUUAAGAUAAAUUUUUACUGUUACUAUUUUCUCAUUGCACUUUUUAGAAGUAACUUACAUACAGAAGAAAAAUUAAAUGAUUUAUUUUGGACUUAUUUGAAUAAAUUCAUAUUUCUCCACAGAAACAUUUGUGGUAGCAGAUGCCGGGUUGAGCUAUCCACUGGAAAAGUUCGUCCUAAACCAUGGCUUAGAGGAGGUCGUGGUCCAACAAGGAGUAGGCGUGCUUUUAAUCCGGAUGAUCGCUGCUAUGAAUGUGGGGAAAGAGGACAUUAUGCAUAUGACUGUUCUAGAAACCGCAGAGGUGGAGGUGGUUCGUCACGACGCAAGUCAAGGUUGGUUAUAUUACGUGCCUUUACAUAUUGUAUAUUCUAAUAAGCAGUAUAUUUGCAAUUUUUCAGCAGUGCCCUACUUACAUGGGUAGAGAUUUUCUUUCAUUGCUAAAAUUAAAUAUUAAAAAAUAAAAAAAAACAUUUAGCCAUGUGAAAAAUGGAUGCAAAUGAAAGUUGAAGUCAACCAUGAGGAAUUAAAUGUUACCAAAUGUUUAUAUUCUUUGAAUUUUACACAUGAAAUUUUUAUGUUUAUUUCAUAAUGUACUUCAUAUCUUUGGAUGUUCUAAUUUUUCACCUUAUAGACUGUAUCAUUCACUGAAUCUCACGGGUUAAAAUUUUACGCGUAGCAGAUCCUCAUUUUCCAUAUUCGGGUUUGAUUAAAAACCAGCAGGCUCAUUUAAGUCGUUUAUUUUUCCUUUGUCACUUAUUUUGUGUACCUGCUUUGCAGAAUAAAGCUAAGAUCAGCAUUUCAUCCCAGUUAGAGCAACCGUCACUAAGAAUUAACCCAGUCAUCAGUCUUCAUCUACUACUACUUCAACAAUCACCAACAACCAUGUUAAGAUUCGCAACCAAUAUGCAUUUGGCAUCACGGCCAUGGGUUUGAUUGAAUUUGUCAGCUCACUCACCCCUGCAGGCAGCGUUUGUCAGCCUUCAUUGCGGCGGUGAACAUCUAAGAUCAGGCACUUCCCUCGCAUGAUCUUAGAAUUGAAUCAUCCCCCGUCACGCUAAGAUCGAUUGAUCAACCUCCUUCUGCUAAGAUAAUAUUCUGCCCUUGUGAAUGAUUCAUCACAAUGAUAUUGGGUCAACUCAACAUCUUUGAGUAGGCGAAAAUUGAGCACGGUAAAAAAAAGGUUGGAAUAUCGAAGCCUCAUUAGAAUGAGUUUCGUCAAAAACUGUUUUCAAUCUUUUUUUAUUUCCUAAAAAUAUAAAUGAAACAAAAAGAGAAUGGGGUAUAUCAUACUUGUGCUCUGGUUGAAGGUUUCAUUAGAUAUGGUUGUGGUGCUUUUCGGUGUUUUAUAUAUUUUAAAAAAAAAUGAUUUUUAAGUUUAAAUAAUAGGUGGGGGUGGAUUUAAAAUGUAGUUUAAAAAAAAUAAAAUAGAUAGAGUAAUGCAUGUAUGUAUUAAACAAUCCCUCUCUGGCUUAGUUUAUAUAUGAAUCACAAAAAGGAUUUGUGUCAAGACUCUUUUUGCAGUCUGUGCCCAUUUGAAAAUGUGUAUAAUGAAUACUUUUCUUUUCAGAUCCUUGAGUGUUCCUAUUAGCAACAUCUUAAUUUUAUUUUUAGACUAAUUUUAUAUAGAUGCUAAUACUAAGAGUUUAAUUUGAUAUAAAAACAGUUCUUUCUCAAUUUUACAUAUUUUCAUGCACAAUAUAAAAUAAAUGUUAUGUUUAAGUUCUACUAUUAGUAUUUAAAUAAAAUGAAGAUGUGCAGACUGUUACGUAAAAAAAAAAAGCAAAUAAUAGAUAAAAUGUGAUUUCAUUUAGGAUGCUAAGUUUAAAGUCCCUCAACCACUCUGGCUGUUUUUGUUUGAUUGUUACUAUUUAUAUGCUAAUAAGUCAUUGUAUAUUUACAGAUCUGCAUCAAGGAGCUACUCUCGCAGUAGAAGUCGUGGCCGUAGGGAUAGUCGAUCCAAGAGCAGGUAUGAUUAA
Lymnaea stagnalis (great pond snail) is the source of this 8030-nucleotide messenger RNA. Lineage: Eukaryota; Metazoa; Mollusca; Gastropoda; Lymnaeidae. The record is from the annotation of a GenBank genome assembly.